Messenger RNA from Hipposideros armiger (great roundleaf bat), 2388 nucleotides. RefSeq names its product lymphatic vessel endothelial hyaluronan receptor 1 (gene LYVE1). Gene Ontology annotation, cellular component: plasma membrane. The record is from RefSeq and is a predicted model, not a curated record. The transcript has 6 exons. Gene Ontology annotation, biological process: cell adhesion. Gene Ontology annotation, molecular function: hyaluronic acid binding; transmembrane signaling receptor activity. The coding region runs from base 182 to 1144 and encodes 320 amino acids. Lineage: Eukaryota; Metazoa; Chordata; Mammalia; Chiroptera; Hipposideridae.
UCAGUGACCUUGACAAGUUAGAAGCUUGAAAGCAGGGAAAUCCGGAUGUCUCAGUUAUGAAGUGGAACAGUGGGGGCCCCAACACAUUUCCAGAAGUCUCCAUCCAGCCUGGUGAUUGCAUGCUUCUGUUACUGCCUGUGGCCAUCUGAGGUGCCUCUCUGGCUCUGAAGAGGUUGGCACAAUGGCCAAGUGCUUCAGCCUGGUGUUUCUUCUUGCCUCCAUCUGGACCACAAGGCUCCCCCCUGUCCAAGGCUCUCUCCUGGUAGAAGAGCUUUCCAUCUCAGAUCCAUGCAGAAUUGUGGGGGUCACCCUUUUGAACAAAAAGACACGUGAGCAGUUGAAUUUCACAGAAGCCAAGGAGGCCUGUAGGCUGAUGGGACUAACCUUGGCCAGCAAAGACCAAGUUGAGGCAGCAUGGAAGUCUGACUUUCAGACUUGCAGCUAUGGAUGGGUUGCAGAUAAGUUCUUAGUCAUCCCUCGGAUUACCGCAAACCCCAAGUGUGGAAAGAAUGGGGUGGGCGUCCUGAUUUGGAGACAUUCACCCAGCCAAAAGUACAAGGCCUACUGUUACAAUUCAUCGGAUACUUGGACUAACUCAUGCUUUCCAGAAAUUAUCAUCUCCGAAGAUCCCAUGGUCAGCAUUCAAACUGAAACCUACACAACAGAAAUGACUGUCAGCGACAGUACAUACUCAGCAUCAUCUGCUAAUGUACCUCACUCUCUUACACAUGCUCCUGCUCUGGCUUCGACUUCUAAGCCACGGAAAAAAAAAUUAAUUUGCAUAACAGAAGCUAUUAUGGAAACUACCACCACAUCUAUAGAAACUGAAUCAUAUAUUAACUAUAAAGCAGCAUUCAAGAAUGAAAAUGUUGGGUUUGGAGGUGUUCCCACGACUCUGCUAGUGCUUGCACUCCUCUUCUUUGCUGCUGCAGCUGGUCUCGCAGUUUGCUACGUCAAAAGGUAUGUGAAGGCCUUCCCUUUUACAAACAAGAAUCAGCAGAAGGAAAUGAUUGAAACCAAAGUAGUGAAGGAGGAGAAGGCCGAUGAUAACCUUUAUGAGGAAUCAAAGAUAACUGAUAAAAAGCUAGAAGAGCCCAAGAGUCCACCCAAAACUACAGUGCGAUGCCUGGAAGCUGAAGUUUAGAUGAGAAAUGACAGAACACACCCAAGGCUGAUUUUCUUUCUUGAUACAUAUCCUGUUCCCAGAUGGGGAAACUGAAAGGGCCAAAGAACCAAACAAAGAAAGUCCAGCCUUGCUUCCUAAAUGGAAUCAGCUCAGGGCUGCCUUUGGACUAUGUAGGUAACAAAAGGGAAUUCCCUUCUUCUUAGUGCAAUCCUUUCUGGAUCCUAUCCUCCUACCUCCAAAGCUUCCCACAGCCUUUCUAGCCUGGUUAUGUCCUAAUAAUAUCCCAGUGGGAGAAAAGAGCUUUGCAAAGCACGAGGAUCUAAAACAGCUAAUCAGAAUACAUUUGUAAAGAGGCCUCAGGGCUGACUGAGAAUAGAUAGGUGAGUCAGAGCCAAGAAACUAGAGACCAAGGCUUUCUCUAUUGACUCCACAGCCCAGAUCCCUCUUCAAGCUCCGAAAAGGAAACAUUUACACCACUUGGCAUGUCCUUCUGAGCCAGGCAAGAGCAAAAGAAGGAAGGAAAAGUUUAGCAACUGAAGGCCAUAGAGAUUCCCGUGACUUGAGACCUGAUCUCUGUAAAGCCAAAACAAAUAGAGAAAAAGAAUGAGGCUGAGGAUAUUGACAGCAUAUUGUCAGCAGGGACUAUAAAUACAGACAGGGUCAAAUUAUUCAGAGAUGAAUAAUUUGAGUUGGAAUCACUUUUUUAGAACACAUCCACUUUCUUUUCUUUCUCUCCUGCUGCUGCUAUUUUCUCUAGAAGAAUAUACUUUUACAAGAAACAAAACAAAACCCUGUUACGAAUUUCUACUUUCACCUGAGUUAUAGAAAUUAUUACUGCGGAAAAUUACUGUGUUAAAAAUCAAUAUAAUUUAACAAACAUAUUUGCUGAAUACCUACUAUAUGUCAGGCGCUGUGCAAGGUAUUACAUUCUGUAAUUGAAUAUUAUUCAUCAAAAGUUUGCAUAUAAUGUUGUCUGAAGCUAAUAUUUAUCAAUUUUGAUAUUCCCAGCUUAUCCACUUCCCAAACUAUUUUUUUGCUGAGACUAAUCUAUUAAUUAUUUUUUCUAAUAAAGCAACCAUUAUAACUUUAAUUUAUUAUUAACAUACCUAAAAACAUACAUUAUUACUUUUACACACCAAAGCACAUUUUUAAUGUCAUUAACAAAUGUAUCACUAUCUAUCCUUUUUCCAGCAAGAAGAGCCUGAAAGGUGCAGAAAUAUUUGUAAAUAUUUGUGCCCCCAAAAUAAAAGCAUUUAGAAAAC